Messenger RNA from Peromyscus maniculatus bairdii (prairie deer mouse), 2680 nucleotides. NCBI's taxonomy places the organism in Eukaryota, Metazoa, Chordata, Mammalia, Rodentia, Cricetidae. The record is from RefSeq and is a predicted model, not a curated record.
UAGGAGCCCUCCUCUGCAGCCUGCUGCGUGUUUAACAAUCUAUCACCGCCUCCUUGUCCCACCAAGGGCGGGCAGCCCAGCCCUGUCCUGCCUGGGCGGGACUCCAACGCAGGGUGCCAAGGCCACCGAGCCACAGCGGCUCUCCCGAGCCAUCUUGCUCUGGUACCGCAGGGCUCCAGGGACUCCUGGGACCAGAGCUGCCGCACCUCGCGAGGACCCUCAUUCAGGUGGCGGGUUCGCCUCCUAGAGCCGGCAGCCCAGACUCCGGACUGCGCGGGCUGGUGCUGCGCAGCGCAGGCCAACCUCAGACGCCUACAAAACCCUCUUCCGCCUACAUGGGUGGGCCCCAGGCCAAUGAGGUCCACAGUGGAGGCUGAGAGCUGUUUGAUGAAGGAGAUAUCCUGACCUCUCUGGUGCUGGGACUCCAAAUAAGCUGAGACUGAAAGAACGAUGGCUUUGAAGGUGGAAUUCAGGCUGAGGACGCUGGCGUUUCCCUCGGGGAGCUCUCGGUGUGUGCACUGUCCACAGGGGUAAACGAAGCGCCACCAGAGCACUCUGUCCUGGACCCAAUCUGCCUUGAAGACGCGGAGGAACACCAAACCUGGUCUUCCUCCUAAAAGGUCUUCCAUCUGCAUGAGACAGGUACACACCAUUACCGCAUCCCUACCCCCUAGGGAGCUCCGGAGAAGUCCCGUGUGUGCUUCUAACCUAAAGACAACAUUCCCUUAUUCCUCCGGUAGGGGGAGUGAGGAGGUAAAUCCCCACCCCAAGAUCAUGUGGGCAGGAAGCAACACAGCUGUGAUUUGAACCCAAGCCCAUCAACGCCCCCCUCACAGAAGAGACAAUUGACUAGGGUUGUGAGGGAUGAAUAGAAAUUCACUGGGAAAAGCUGAGAGGAAAUCAAUACUAGAGAAAGAAAACGGCUUUGAUUUCUUUCAAGCUUGAGCUUUACUGGAGCACACAUUUCCAUGAUAUGAGAUCUGAAUGGAUCUUUGUGGGGUGAUGAGCCUUAAGGGGUGACCAAGUUAAGGACUUACUUGUUCAGAUAGUUGAAGGCCACUGAUAGCAUGUGUACUACUUCCCCAGCUUCUCCCGGCAUAGGAAAAGCAGUUGGGCAGUUAUGGAGCAGGACAAUGGCACCAUCCAGGCGCCUGGCUUGCCGCCCACCACGUGCGUCUACCGUGAGGAUUUCAAGCGGCUGCUGCUACCCCCGGUUUACUCAGUGGUGCUGGUGGUGGGCCUGCCACUGAACAUCUGUGUCAUCGCCCAGAUCUGCUCCUCCCGCCGGACCCUGACCCGUUCAGCUGUGUACACCCUGAACCUGGCACUGGCAGACCUGCUGUAUGCCUGCUCCCUGCCCCUACUCAUCUAUAACUACGCCAGAGGGGACCACUGGCCUUUCGGAGACCUGGCCUGCCGCCUCGUGCGCUUCCUCUUCUAUGCCAACCUCCACGGUAGCAUCCUGUUCCUCACCUGCAUUAGCUUCCAGCGCUACCUCGGGAUCUGCCAUCCCCUGGCCCCCUGGCACAAGCGUGGGGGUCGCCGCGCUGCCUGGGUGGUGUGUGGAGCCGUCUGGCUGGCUGUCACAGCUCAGUGCCUGCCCACAGCCGUCUUCGCUGCCACGGGCAUCCAGCGCAACCGCACUGUCUGCUACGACCUGAGCCCACCCAUCCUUUCCACCCGCUACCUGCCCUAUGGCAUGGCUCUCACGGUCGUCGGCUUCUUGCUGCCCUUCACAGCCUUACUGGCCUGCUACUGUCGCAUGGCCCGCCGCCUGUGCCGUCAGGAUGGCCCAGCAGGACCUGUGGCCCAAGAGCGGCGCAGCAAGGCGGCCCGUAUGGCUGUGGUGGUGGCGGCUGUCUUCGCCAUCAGCUUCCUGCCUUUCCACAUCACUAAGACCGCCUACUUGGCUGUGCGGUCCACGCCUGGGGUCUCUUGCCCUGUACUGGAGACCUUCGCAGCGGCCUACAAAGGCACUCGGCCCUUUGCCAGCGCCAACAGUGUACUGGACCCCAUCCUCUUCUACUUCACACAGCAGAAGUUCCGGAGGCAGCCCCAUGAGCUCCUGCAGAAGCUCACCGCCAAGUGGCAGAGGCAGAGAGUCUGAGGCCCCAGGGCAGACGCCGAGGCACUGGCAGCCGCAUAUUUACCAUUGGGACCAUGGUGCCAGAAGCUUUCCCCACAACCCGAAACCAUACAGAGAGUCAAACUUGGUUCAACAGGCCUGGGUCUGGCCCUCAAGAAGUUCUACGUCAACCACGAAGCUACGACACCGAUGUCUCGGGGUGGGGGUGGGGGCUGGUCAAUUCAUGCUUGUUAUCCCAGAACUCAGGAUGCUGUCACAGGAGGGUAACAAGCUCCAGGCCAGCCUGGUCUGCAUGGUGAAGCCCUGUCUCAGACAAUCAAGAGUUGGGGCUACAGCUCAGUAGCACAUAACUAGAGUGUGCUAGCCCCUGGGCUUAAUCCUUAACACUGCAAAAUCCAACGAAGGUCUUCUCCCCAGCCUUUCUGUUUACAAGGGGAGGGGUCUGCUGGUGCACGAUCACUAACGCAAAGGCAAGGUCUUGAUCCCUGGGACCCACUUCUUACAAGGAGGAAGAGCCUGGGGGAAGCUCGUGUUCCCAUCCACUUGCCAAAACUUUUGCAUAAAAGAGAUAAAUAAAUGUGAUUUUGUGGGGUU